UGAAUUCGGCUAUAUUAUACGGCUGAGACAACCCUUACGGUUCUACCGUCAUCCAUCCUCCUCUCUCUUUUCCUCUGCUUCCUACCACCGCUAUGGACUUCACGAAAAAACGAAAAGCCGAUGAAACUGGCACCGCAAUUAGCCCUAAUUCAUCAACCGCCGUCGCCCCUACCGCCCUAACCCCAGAAGACAUACGCAAGGUAAUCGACCCUUUCACAAAGGAGCAGCUUCUUGACAUCGUCCAAACUGCAGCGAUUCGUCAUUCCGAUGUCCUUGAUUCCAUCCGUACCGUAGCCGACGGCGAUAUCUCCCUUCGCAAGCUUUUUAUCCGGGGCCUUUCUUCCGAGACCACCACCGAGACUAUCCGAGCUCUUUUUUCCUCGUACGGCGAGCUCGAGGAGGCCAUCGUAAUCUUCGACAAGAACACAGGAAAAUCUAAGGGAUUUGGGUUCAUCACUUUUAAACACGUGGACGGUGCCUUAGUUGCGUUGAAGGAACCCAGCAAGAAAAUUGACGGCCGGAUGACCGUUACCCAGUUGGCCUCUGCCGGGCUAUCUAAUAGUGGGGCUAAUGGUGGUGAUGUUUCGUCGAGGAAGAUUUAUGUUGGGAAUGUGCCGUAUGAUAUACCAUCAGAGAGAUUGUUAGGGUUUUUCUUGGCUUAUGGAGAGAUUGAAGAGGGACCGCUAGGGUUUGAUAAGGCGACUGGUAAAUCAAAGGGCUUUGCUUUUAUCAUAUACAAGACUGAGGAGGCGGCAAAGGCGGCCAUUGCUGAGCCUAUGAAGAUUAUAGAUGGCCAUCAAGUUCUUUGUAAGAUGGCUGUGGUCAAUAAGAAGGUUAAAGCUCAAGGUGGUAUGGGCGGUGAUACUGCACAAACGCAGCCACUGCCGCAAGCACAGCCAACCCCACAGCCACAACCACCUCAACCACAGUCUUCAAUGCCUGGAUCUCAGUACAGUUUUCCGGGCAAUUUGCCACCCUACGGAGGGUUUUCUGGAUUGGGUAGUAAUGGUUAUGGAUUGAAUUCCUCCUUGCCUGGUUCGAUUAGUGGUGCAGGUUAUGGUGGUCCAUAUGGGGUUUCACAGCAUGGGGUACCGAGUUCUGGUGAGUUUGGUGGAUUGAACAAUGCAGGGAAUUCGAUGUAUAGGAUGCCACCGAGUUCGGCUGGACUGGCUUCUGGAGUAUAUCCAGAUGGUGGGCCUUAUGGUUUAUCUCAGCAACACCAGCCAUCACCAUUGCCCCCUAGAGUUCCACCUGGAGGGAUGUAUCCGGGCAUGCCACCAUAUUAUUGAGGUGAAUUGCCCCAUUUAUUCAGUGUUUGAGGUGUAUGAGAGCUUCCUGGGCACAAAUGCUUUAAAUGGUUGUCGUGAUUUGGUGAAUGCAGACAAUGAAAUCUUUGGUUUAAUUAUGUGGACUGCUGUGCUUUUGUUGCUGCUUCACUUCAUCUGCUUCCAAUAAGUUGUGGUUGGAUUUGUGAUGGAUGCUACUUGAAUUUUAUAAAAGUUAGUUUAGACUCUAAAUCAGUACUUUUUUGGAAAGGUUGUAGAACUUUUUUGGUGGUGUGCUGGAAUAUAUUUGUCUUUAUUUAUUAGAAAAUUGUGUUUCCUGCUU
Molecule: messenger RNA, 1608 nt
Organism: Hevea brasiliensis (rubber tree)
Lineage: Eukaryota; Viridiplantae; Streptophyta; Magnoliopsida; Malpighiales; Euphorbiaceae
Product: UBP1-associated protein 2C
Exons: 3
Coding region: 93-1289 (398 amino acids)
Molecular function (GO): RNA binding
Source: RefSeq, a predicted model, not a curated record